AGAUAAUUGGAGUGCUGAAUGCUAACCUAGAGAGAGAGAGAGAGAGAGAGAGAGAGAGAGAGAGAGAUGGGUCUAUUGUCAAACAGGAUUUCCAGGGAGGAGCUCCAGCCGGGAGAUCACAUUUAUGCUUAUAGAAAAGCGCAUGCAUACUCCCACCAUGGCAUAUACGUUGGGGAAGGUAGCGUUAUGCAUUUUGUCAAAACAAAGAGAAAAGGGAAAACAAGUAGUAAGAGAAAGCCUCGAUGCAGCGACUGCAAGAACGACCCAAACACGGCACGCGGAGUGGUAAAAACCUGCGUCGAUUGCUUCCUGAAAGGUCACGGCCUUUUUCGAUUCGAAUACAACGUGUCUCACGAUCGCUUCAAUAUCAAAAACAAAGGGACUUGCAGCACUGAGAGUUGUUAUCCGGGAGGCGAAACGGUUCGUCGUGCCUCAGAGAUUUUCGACAAGGAUCCGACUCAUGGGACGGGUUUCGGUGAAUAUGAUUUGCUUAAAAACAACUGCGAGGACUUUGCCAGCUAUUGCAAAAGAGGCACGAACGUGAGCGAGCAGGUUGUGAGGGUUUCGUCUGUGGGGAAUAGUUUUGCAGAUUCAUCAAAUAGUAGUAGUACUAGUAGUGCUGCUUCUCCAUCCGGAAUUGAUGAUGCUGCUACUUCCAAGACUGCUUUUCUUAUUUCCAAGGCUACUUCUUUCUUUUCUUCUGUGUCUUGAUUCUGUUAGACCGUGUCAUGUAUUCCUCUUUAGAUACAACUGUUCAAUUUGUAUACUCAGUCAAAAACUCUUAUCCAAUAGGAAUGACUAGAUAUUGCCGAUGCCCG
Molecule: messenger RNA, 818 nt
Organism: Pyrus x bretschneideri (Chinese white pear)
Lineage: Eukaryota; Viridiplantae; Streptophyta; Magnoliopsida; Rosales; Rosaceae
Product: protein LEAD-SENSITIVE 1
Exons: 2
Coding region: 67-711 (214 amino acids)
Source: RefSeq, a predicted model, not a curated record